Adineta steineri is the source of this 3174-nucleotide messenger RNA. The record is from the annotation of a GenBank genome assembly. NCBI's taxonomy places the organism in Eukaryota, Metazoa, Rotifera, Eurotatoria, Adinetida, Adinetidae.
AACUUGGUGUCCAGCAUAAGAUCAUUCAAAAUCAUCAGUGAAAAAAAGAAUAAACAUGAAAAUUUUCAUUUUCUUUCUCUCCCUCCCUCUCUCUUCAUCUCUUUAAUGAAAUGAGAAAAUAUCUAUACAUGAUUAUCAUCUAUAUUGUGAUUUUCUUCUUUAGUUUCUCUUCGUAUCUUUUUCUUAGUUUGUUCUUUUUAACUUUUUCUUUCGAAAAUAAAAUAUUCAUUAUCUAAUUUAUUUCAUUAUUCAUUACAUAUGUCAAGAUACUGCAGAGGAUGAGAUGAAAGUGUGUGUAUAUAAAGUACUACAACUACUUUCAUUGUUGUCAAAAGACUUGUUAGAUAACAAAAUUUCUAAUUGGAUUCUUAUGCAUGAAUAAGAUAACGUUUUCGUUUUGAUUUUAAUUGUGUCAAAGAUGUUAAUAUGUUAAAUUGUGCAAUAUUCUUUUCUAAUAAUUUACCUGAUGAAUCAAAAUAACAAAUCAAAGUUGUUCCUUCUUAUUCAUGACAUUCAUCGGCUAUUCUCAAAUCUUAUUGACGAUUUUCUUAUGUUAUUGAUAUUUCAGUAUUAUUUUACUUGAUAGUAUAACCAAUUAGAAUCAAUGGGAUUAUUUUGUAUCUCUCAAGAUUUUAUACAGAAAUUAAACCCUGAAAGAAGAGAAGUUAUUAUUUCUAUAUUAUAAAGCAGUGACAAAACUUUUCUUCGAUAUUUCAUUUUUAGUAAAUAUUGAACACUUUAUUUCUGCCAGAUUGUAAAGAAUAUUAAAAUAUUGAUCUGCAUUUCACGACUGUAAGUAUGUUUGAAUAAGAACUAGUGCUACUAACUGAUAAGAUUCGUCCAUUUAUUAGAGUUUUGUCCUUGCAAAUAUUCAAUUUAAAAGUUGAAUUGAUGCAACUUUUUGCUUUCCCUCAGACAAAAUCUACCGUAUCGCGAUGGAGAUUUCUACUUUGUAUGUGUCUAACAAGUUCAUUUAUAAAAAUAUUGCGUACAGAAAUAAAAAACGUGAUUUAAAAUGAGUCCUGACAAAGCAGAUUAUUUAGCAGACUCAAAUAAAAAAAAGAACAUGAAACUAAUCAUGAUUUGUUCAUUGGCGUCACUUAUUUAUUGACGAUGAUAGCUGAUAUUUCAUUUUUAGUUAAAACACGUCCGAUGAUUAAUGCAGAUUUUUAUCAAUUCUCUCCUUUCUCUUCAUCACGUUUUUCUGUACUUAAAUCAAAUAUAUCUCUAUAAAAUCAAAAAAAACGAUCGUUUCGAAAUAAAAUUCUAUUCUGUUCAUUUAAAGAGAAUGAAAUUCAAUGAAAAAUAUCACAUUAAGAAAUUAAUUCCUUCUCUUCUCUAGAACACUAUUUUUCUUAGUGCUAUUCUAGAAGAAAUAAAUGAGAGAAUCUUCAUACAGAUUAUCAUUUUGUUUUCAUUUAGAAAAAAGAAGAUAAAGAUUAUCUUAUCAGUUGACUAUUUUAUCAAAAAAGGAUCUCGUUGAAUGAUGUGGAAUAACGAUGUAUUUAUUAUUAGUUUUCUUCUUAUUCUUAAUAAUGAAACAUCAGGUAAAUACUUUUAUUUAUCAUAUACUGAAUAUCAGUCAUUGUACAAACAACAUUAUUCAUUAGAAUCAUAUAUCCAAAGUUGAUUCACAAUCUCUUUAAUAUUAAUAAGAAGAUCAUUUGAUUAUUUUUAUUUUUUCAAUCAAAAUCGGGUAUAUUUCUUUUUUUUUCACAACAAAACAUUCAGUAGAAGUCGACAUUGGUUUUCUUGGAUAAACUCAUUGCCUUCUCAGGUUGCAUUCAUAUUUCAUCAGAGAAAAUAGAAUAACAAUUCAUAAAAAUUAUUUCAAAAUUAAUAAUUUCAUUUCCUUACAGUUUUUCUCUUUGUUUGUGUUUAGCUCUUUCAUACAAUCAACCAAAGUUUUGCCCAACAGCUAUGUGGAAUACUAAAGGAAUCACUUUGGCUAAUCAAUCAAUUGUUGGAUGGUAUCCUUUCGCUAUUUUUAUUAACACAAAUAAUACAAUCUAUGUUGCUAAUAAAGAAAAUAGGACAAUUGUAGUGUGGGAUGAACAGAGUGUCAAUCCAACAAAGAACAUCUAUGGUGAUUUUACGGAACCCUUGUCUCUGUUCGUGACGCCAAAUGGUGAUAUUUAUAUCGAUGAUGGACGGGAGAAGGGCCGAGUACUGAAAUGGAUCGUAGAAACAAAUAAAUUUGCCACAGUGAUGAAUGUUCACUCCUCAUGUUUUGGAUUAUUCGUUGAUAUUGAUAAUACUCUUUACUGUUCAAUUUUUGCUCAACAACAAGUAGUGAAGAGAUCAUUCAAUGAUCCUCUGAUGACGUCAAACCGCGUUGCUGCUGGAACAGGUAUUAAAGGAUAUGGCUUGAAUGAACUCAAUGGUCCUGUUGGAAUCUUUGUCGAUAUAAACUUAGAUUUAUAUGUAACAGAUUGUGAUAAUGAUCGGGUUCAAUUGUUUCAGUCAGGGGAAUCAAAUGGCAUCACAGUAGCUGGAAGUGGAUCACGAAAUCCCACAAUUACACUUGAUUGUCCAAGUGGAAUUAUAUUAGAUGCGGAGAAGUACUUAUUCAUUGUGGAUCUACUCAACAAUCGCAUCGUUGGUUCAAGCUCGAAUGGCUUUCAAUGUUUAGUUGGAUGCUAUGGACGAGGUUCACAAUCCAAUCAAUUGACUUUGCCAUUUAGUUUGAGUUUUGAUCGUUCUGGAAAUAUAUAUGUUGCUGAUAAUGAUAAUUUUCGAAUUCAAAAAUUUCAAUAUAUCGAAGAAUCAUGUCAUAAUUUAGUGGUUAUAGAAACAAUGUAUUCAUCAUCACUGAUCUCGAAUAGUUCAACUUAUUUCAAAGAUUGUUCAGAAUUAGAUUCGUAUUAUGAAGCCAUACAAAUGAACAUUAAUAUAACUGGCUAUUAUGCUUUUCUGAUCAGCAGUAAGAUGAAAAGCAUGUAUGCUUAUAUCUACACAAAUAACUUCAAUCCAUUCGAUGUGUCAGAAAAUGUGCUGAGCCAUAAUAAAGAUUAUGAAAAUCAAGGCCAAUUUAAAGUCACAGCUAUUCUUCAAGCCAACAUGAUAUAUGUUGUAGUAAUGACAACAUCGUCUCAGAAUUUGACAGGAAAUUUUUCCAUUCAAGUAUUCGGUCCAAGUUAUGUUGGUUUCAAUCGUAUUCGUGAGUAUUUAUAG